GAGUUAUGUGAAGUUCAUGAAAGAUGUUAUUGAAAAGGGUGAAGCAGAGGAGGUCCAUGACAAAGGAAAUGAAGGAGAAAGGUGGUACAUUCCCCACCAUGGAGUUUAUCACUCCAAAAAACCUAAUAAGCUCCGUGUAGUUUUUGAUUGUUCAGCUAAGUAUGGGGGAACUAGUCUAAAUGAACACCUCCUGUCAGGACCAGAUUUAACAAAUAAUCUGCUUGGUGUACUCAUCAGAUUCCGACAACAUCCGGUUGCCUUGAUGUGUGACAUUGAGAGGAUGUUUCAUCAGUUCCUCGUAUAUGAGUCUGACAGAGAUUACUUGCGCUUCUUGUGGUGGAAAGAUGAAAACCUAAGUGGAGAGCCACAGGAGUUCCGCAUGAAAGUUCAUCUCUUCGGUGCCGCAUCUUCACCUGGCACAACUAUGGCCUCAAGCACCUUGCCAAGGAGAAUGAAGGCCUAUUUCCACUAGGCUCUCAGUUCAUUAUGAGAGACUUUUAUGUUGAUGAUGGUGUCACAAGCGUAGCAAGUGUGACUGAGGCCAUUCAGCUUGCAGAACAAGCUCAGAAACUCUGUGCUAUUGGUGGUUUGAGAUUACACAAGUUUGUGUGUAAUGACAAAUUAGUGCUGGAGAGCAUUCCACCUGCUCAGCAUGCUACUGAAGGGAAGACAUUGGACCUCACCCUUGGCAACACAAAUCUAGAGAGAGCUUUAGGGAUCCACUGGCACAUUGAAUCUGACAGUUUCAGAUUUCGAAUCGACUUGAAAGAUCAGCCAGAUACACGACGAGGAAUGUUAUCCACAGUUGCCUCGCUUUAUGACCCCCUGGGACUCGUUGCUCCAUUCCUGCUCACCGGAAAAAAAAUGCUUCAGGAAAUGUGCAAGCAUGGUACAGGAUGGGACGACCCUCUGACUGAUGAAUUAAAACCAGCAUGGAGAAAAUGGAAGGAUGAUUUGCAAAAUUUAGAGAAAAUUAUCAUCCCACGUUGUUAUGUGCCAGCUGAUUUUGGAAAUGUGCUGCAAAGAGAGAUACAUCACUUCAGCGAUGCAAGCACAUCUGGCUAUGGUCAGUGCUCAUACCUAAGACAAGUGAAUGAGAAUGGAAGUGUUCACUGCACCUUGAUUAUGGCAAAAUCCAGAGUGGCACCUAUCAAGGUCAUAACCAUUCCCAGAUUGGAACUGACUGCUGCGGUGGUGUCAGUUGUGACAAGUGAUGUCCUGAAAGAAGAGCUCGGGUUUGCUGGGAUCCACGAAUACUUCUGGACUGAUUCCAAAGUGGUUUUGGGAUAUAUCAAUAAUGAGUCUCGUCGCUUCCACACGUUUGUGUCCAACAGGAUUCAAAAAAUCCAUCUCAGCUCAAACUCACAACAAUGGAGAUAUGUUCCCAGCGACAAAACCCGGCUGACCUUGCCUCAAGAGGUGCAUGUGCUAGUGAACUUCUCACAUCAAAGUGGUUUACUGGUCCUGACUUCCUGUGGGAGAAGACAAUACCUCCAGCUUUAGAGGUCAUAACAGAAAUUUCACUCGGAGACCCAGAAGUCAAAAGAGCUCAGACACUGAACGUACAGACCAAAGAGGAUCUGAAUCUAUCACAACGCCUGAUAAAGUUUUCUUCAUGGUACAAGACCAUUCAAGCCGUUGCACGUCUUCUUCGCCGUGUCAGAGGAGACAAAUCAGCCAGUCACAGCACUGUACAGGAACGAGAAGAUGCUCAAUGUGUCAUUUUAAAGGACUUACAGAGACAAGUGUACACAGAGGAGAUAAGGUUGCUUAGCAAAGGCACACAGCUUCCAUCCCGGAGUAAACUGUAUCGGAUGGAUGUCUUCCUGGACAGAGAUGGGAUCCUCAAGGUGGGAGGAAGAUUGAAAAAUGCUUCUAUGCCUGCCUCACAGAAACACCCAGUAAUUAUACCAAGGGAUCACCACAUCACCAAAAUGAUUAUUGCUCACUCUCAUGAGCAGGUCCAACAUCAGGGAAAGGGAUUCACCAUAAACCAGAUCAGAGCAAAUGGAUACUGGAUGCCUGGCAUUAACAGAGCUGUUGCGGCAUAUGUGCAUCAAUGUGUUAAAUGCAGAAGACUCAGAGGAUCUGCUGAAGAGCAAAGAAUGGCAGACUUGCCAGCAGAACGUGGGACCCAUCCCCACCUUUCACUUAUUGUGGAAUGGACUGCUUCGGCCCCUUCUUUUCAAAACAAGGUCGCAAAAUGCACAAGCGGUACGGCCUGCUUUUUACAUGUCUCUGCUGCCGAGCCAUCCAUAUUGAAAUGUUGGAUGAUAUGUCAUCAGACUCCUUCAUUAACGGCCUCCGCUGCUUCAUUGCAGUUAGAGGAGCAGUACGCCAAAUAAAAUGUGAUCAGGGGACCAAUUUUGUGGGGGCUAAGAAUGAACUAAAGGAUGCAUUAAAGCAAAUGGACACAAAUCUUGUGACUACAUUUCUUGCUGAAAAGCAGUGUGACUUUAUCAUGAAUGUUCCUCAUUCAAGCCACGUCGGAGGGGUAUGGGAGAGACAAAUCAGAACGGUGAGAAAUGUUCUUCGCUCCACUCUCUCUCUCUCAUCAGGCAGAAUGGACGAUGCUUCACUCCGCACAUUUCUUUAUGAAGCAAUGGCUAUUGUGAAUAGCCGUCCCCUCACAGUUGACAACCUGUAUGACCCAAAUAGUCCUGAACCACUGACUCCCAAUCAUCUCCUGACUAUGAAACCUGUUGGAGCCUUGCCACCCCCUGGCAAAUUCAUCAAAGAGGACAUGUAUGCACGUAAGAGGUGGCGUCAUGUUCAGUAUCUGGCAGAGCAAUUUUGGAGUCGCUGGAGAAGAGAAUAUCUCUCCAACAUUUCCACCAGACAAUGCUGGCAUGCUCCAAGGAGAAACCUGAAGGUUGGCGACAUCGUCUUGGAAAGGUUGGAGGAUCUACCUCGCAAUGAAUGGAGAUUAGCUAAAGUUAUUGAGACAACUACUGAUGCGGAUGGACUUGUGAGGAAAGUAAAGAUUAAGUUUGGUUAUCAGAAGAUGGAGAAGAAUGGACAGCACUCUGGCAAAGUAUCCAUCAUGGAGCGCCCUGUUCAGAAGCUGAUUCUGCUUGUAGAAGCUGUUUAACUUCACACCCAUAUCCUUUUUAUGUUAUUUUAUGUAUGGACAUUUACACAGAUUUGCUGGUCUGAAUAAUUGACAGCAUACAAGUGUGUAGACUUUGAGUGAAGGCCAUUUUAAGUUUAGAAAUCAUUUGUGCUUAAUUUCAUUCCAUUUAAUCACUUCAGAUUUGGUGGGGAGUGUAAAUGACCUUUAGUAAUGACCAAGUUGAACAAGUUUUCUAAUCUUUAUAAGUCCUAUAUACUGUUACAAGGAAGCUGUUUUAUUUUGAAAUUCGUGCUUUUAUUUUGAAGUAAAUAGUACCGUGGAAACGGAAAUACAUGGGAGAAAAACGAGGGAAAGUACGGAGCAAACUAUGCAAACGGCAAAACAUAAAAGUUAUAUUUAGCUCCUGGCUGACAGCAGGCACAAGCUCUUACGGUGUGUUCACGUUGUUCAUGGCUUAUUAUGAAGAUUCUCUUCAAUAAAAUUGUGAAACAUCAGUGC
Molecule: messenger RNA, 3571 nt
Organism: Melanotaenia boesemani (Boeseman's rainbowfish)
Lineage: Eukaryota; Metazoa; Chordata; Actinopteri; Atheriniformes; Melanotaeniidae
Exons: 2
Coding region: 487-1503 (338 amino acids)
Biological process (GO): DNA integration
Molecular function (GO): nucleic acid binding
Source: RefSeq, a predicted model, not a curated record